Messenger RNA from Peromyscus maniculatus bairdii (prairie deer mouse), 1016 nucleotides. RefSeq names its product insulin growth factor-like family member 2. Lineage: Eukaryota; Metazoa; Chordata; Mammalia; Rodentia; Cricetidae. Gene Ontology annotation, molecular function: signaling receptor binding. The record is from RefSeq and is a predicted model, not a curated record.
CCGUUUGGACUCCACCCAUCCGGGAGUUUCAUUGUCUGUAGAGUAUAAAUAGCGUGGGUGUAUCAGCCACACUCUAAGUCCAAGAUGGUCACUCUGCCACUCUGCAAGAAACGUGAUCACAUCUUCAGCAUCAUUCUUAUUCCUGUAAUCCUGUUCGCAAACUCAGAAACUGCAGUAGCUCACACAUUCCUGACUCUCUCAGAUCAUGGCUUAUGGCUGUGCCAGCCAGUACCCAGGUGUGGGGAGAGGAUCUACAACCCCUCGGAGCAGUGCUGUGAGGAUGACAACAUCCUGUCUUUUAAUCAGACCCGCCUUUGUGGCCCUGGCUGCAUCUACCGGCCCUGUUUUGAACUCUGUUGUUCAGAGUCCUUUGGCCCCCAGCAGAAAUUUCUUAUCAAGCUGAAACUUCAAGGGGAGAGAUCCCGUUGCAGCUCAUCCCCCAUCUCUGGGGACUGUGCCAGCAGAAAGACAUUUUCACGGAGAAGAUACUCAAGAAAACCAAAUUUCUCUUAGGCAACAAAGUGGUGCCCAGCUUUUAAGGUCUCGUUUCAUCCAAUCAACAUGACUCCUGAAUGCUCCUGUUUGAAGGAUGGGCACCCGAAGCACUGGAGUGAAGUGGCAUUAAGUGUGGUUCAUUACAAUGCUCAUUCGAGCAUGGUUUACUUGAAUAUGUAUUGGAACGUUCCCCCAUUACUUUCUAAAAUUAACAUGUGUCCAUGCAAUUAAAGAUAAAUACAUCCAAUCCAGAGCCCAUGAGAUCACAGAGAAGGUAGCUGUAUGCAAGCCAGGGAUGGGACCCUCACAGAAACUCAAGAAGUGGGUGCCAUAUAGUCAUUUCCUCCAAAUACUCCCUCCUGGAGGCACCAGAGACUCGAGAAGUGAACAAAGAUCACAUGUCUGUCUUGGAAAGGGAAAUCAUCAAGAUCUCCAGGACCCUCUCAAGAUUAUAAAAGCAGCAAGCUAUGGCUGAGGGAAGAGACUCUUAGACCAGAUAAGCUGCCUGCAUGUCCUGCAGC